AAGAUUGCAAUUACUUUGAAAGUUGUGUACUUUACAAAUUUUUCCUAAUAUUUCGAGCAGAUCUAAAACUAAUAUCGGUGUUCAGAGGCCCCACAGAACCUGGAAAGACGUAUGAUGAGCGAGUAUUAGAAGUUCGACGUGAUCCAAACAGAACUUCUCAUAUAGCGCUUGUAGCAGGCACAGAAGGCAAACGAUGGAUACUGGCGACAGAAAAUAUGAAGGCUGGCGACAUUAUCUCGACAACGUGUUACAUACCGGAGAAUCCAGUCAUUGGUGUUGAGGGAAAUUCGUAUCCUGUAGGAUCUCUUGUAGCUGGAACUCUAGUCAAUAGUAUUGAACGAUUUCCGACAUUGAUAGAAUACUUGGAUAGUGAUGUGUUUGUCGUAAAGGCAGGUACGGCGGCAACCAUUGUCCGACAUCAGGGAGACUUCACCGUUAUUCGGGUAAAAGAACUUUUUCUCAUUAGCUUGUUGAAUGGGGCUGAUAUCCUUCAAUAA
This is a messenger RNA of Haemonchus placei, 497 nucleotides long. Lineage: Eukaryota; Metazoa; Nematoda; Chromadorea; Rhabditida; Trichostrongylidae. The record is from the annotation of a GenBank genome assembly.